AUGGCUAAACUUUUUGUUCACGGCCUUUCAUGGCACACCAAUGAUGAUACUCUUCGCGACGGAUUCCAGCAAUUUGGAGAGAUCCAGGAAGCUAUCGUCGUCAAGGACCGCGCCACUUUGCGCAGCCGUGGGUUCGGCUUCGUCCGUUUCGCUACUGAUGCUGAAGCCGAUGCUGCAAUGAGUGCCAUGAACAACCAAGAAUUCGACGGACGUACUAUUCGCGUCGACAAGGCCUUUGACCGCCCCCCUCGUCCUGAGGGUGGCUUCCAGGGUCGCGGCGGGUACAACACGCAGCCUGGUCAAGGUUACCAGGGCGGUGGUGGCGGCUUCGGCGGCGGUGGUGGUUAUAAUCGUGGAUAUGGUCAGCAGCAGCAGCAGCAGCAGCAACCCUACAAUGGCAACGGUGGCUAUGGCGGUGGCUAUGGCGGCGGUUAUGGCGGUGGUCAGAAUGCCGGAUACGGUGGCGGUGGUGGCUGGCGCAACAAUAACCAGGCUCCGGCCCCCGAGCAGGGCAACUAA
Penicillium atrosanguineum is the source of this 519-nucleotide messenger RNA. RefSeq names its product RNA recognition motif domain-containing protein. Gene Ontology annotation, molecular function: RNA binding. The record is from RefSeq and is a predicted model, not a curated record. Bases 1 to 519 code for a protein of 172 amino acids. The transcript has 6 exons. NCBI's taxonomy places the organism in Eukaryota, Fungi, Ascomycota, Eurotiomycetes, Eurotiales, Aspergillaceae.